Molecule: messenger RNA, 6442 nt
Organism: Pomacea canaliculata
Lineage: Eukaryota; Metazoa; Mollusca; Gastropoda; Architaenioglossa; Ampullariidae
Exons: 23
Coding region: 98-4198 (1366 amino acids)
Molecular function (GO): GTP binding
Source: RefSeq, a predicted model, not a curated record
CUCUCUCUUGACAGACCUUGCUCCCCGCCCACCUGUGAGGUGUGACUUUGGUGUGACUUUGGAUGGGAACAAAGUAGCUGCUAUCAGGGUGGUCUAGAUGCUGGAAGCUGUGAUCAGCUUGAGUUUUACACCACACACCAAACUAAGACCAGAGCAAGGAUGCUAUGAAAAGGAUUGCUACUCGCUUUCCAUCACAGAACCCAUGGCCUCUUAUCUUAAAGCAACUCUCUUUAUCUUCAGUCUUUACAGAUUGUCCAGUGCACAAGAUAGCAGCACAACUUGUGAUAUUCCAUGGGUUGAACCACUGGCCAAUACAUCAGUCACCUGCCACUUUCCUAUAAAUGUUAAUCAGAAAAAUAGUAUUUUUGGUGUCUCUUUUGAGAGUAAUGACAGGGAAAAGAAAAUUCAAGAUAUUUUGGACUGCGGAUGGUUCUCAGGAAAAACGAAGUGUUCUACCAACAGACCUGGAUACAAAUACAAUGACAUAAUACGGGUAUCUAAUACAUUCUCCUUAGAGUUUCCACAAGCUUCUUCAGAACACAUUGGAAGAUACACAUGUCACCUUGUAAACAUAAGACCUGAAAAUUUCAAGCCAUGUGAAUUCAGGGUAAAAGUAGUGGGGAAAACAAUGUGCCUAAUUUCAUCGAUGGAAUCAAACACGAGAACGUCGCUAACAUGUUACUACCCAGAAGACCUCAACAAAACAAGAAUGAACUUCACUGUCUACCAUUACUCUAGAACUGGCUUAACAGAAGUUAUCAUGGCUUGUGAAUGGAAGGGAGACAAUUUGACUUGCAACACCACCCAUGGCUACGAGUUUGAUGGCAGAGUGUCCGACUACCUCACUCUCAAGAUCCCUAUGGCCUUGGAGAGUCAAGAAGGGGCAUACAGCUGUCAUAUUUCAGACAAUGGAUUUCUUCAUUAUGACAACUGCACUGUCACACCUGAGAAAAACGAUGCAGUGACCUCAACUUGUCAUAUCUCAAGUGUUGAAGAGGCCAAACCUACAGCACUAACAUGCAAAUUUAGUGUUGAUGUUAAUAUGACUAAAAGGAACUUCACAGUGGUCCGUCUUAGUGAUGCAGACAGAAAAGCUGCAGUCAUCGCAAACUGCACCUGGCUAAGAGAUAAUCUGACCUGUACCACAGCUUUUGGAUACCAGUUUAACAACACCGUUACGGAUCUUGUUAUCAUCAGUGUGCCACAGGCAUCACACAAUCACAGCGGAACAUAUGCUUGUAAUGUGACCGGUACUGUUAGCAGUGGUUUUGAGCCCUGUGAAUUUCUCAUCAUGCCAGAUAAAUCCUCCGUCAGUGGCUUUAUAACAGCGGCCAUUGUCAUCGUCAUUGUCAUUGUCAUGUGCAUCCCUCUGAGUUUGAUCAUUGUGAUUCUUGCCCUGAAAAAAAAGGCAUCACAUAUAAAUACAAGACCAUGCGAGGAAGUAGAGGUUGCUAGUGAAAGGACUCCAAUGAUACCAUAUCAAGAUGGUGAAAUGGACCAAAACCCUUGUGGAAACCUUAGUGAUCAGGACAUGGUCAUGAUUCAAGAAGAAACUGUAGACACGAAUCAAAAGCCAUCGCAAGAACAAGACGUUCUUGGUGGUCACUCGCCAAUUCAGUCAGAUGGACAUGAAGAAGAAAUAAAUCAGACAUCUCUACAAAGUGGUCUUCGUGAUAAGGAUACACAACCUCUAUCUAAUGGAGAUAUAACAGGAAAUGAUAAGACACAAGACGUUCUUGGUAGCCACUCGCCAAUUCAGUCAGAUGGACAUGAAGAAAUGAAUCAGACAUCUCCACAAAGUGGCACUCGAGAUAAGGAUACACAACCUCUAUCUAAUGGAGAUCAUAAGAGACCUCUAAAAAGCGGAGCUCGUGGAGACAGGAUGUCAGUGAUGUCACAACAGAAAAAAAAAGGAUCCCGAAAAAAAGAUGUCGCCACCGACGAUAACCAAGCUGCUGAAAUAGCAGAUGAGAAUACUUGGGUAGAAAUGGAAAUAGACAAAGAGACCACUUCUUACAACCAUAGACAGUCGGGUGGUAUGAUACCCGCAGCUUCCAAUCAAGAUGACACAAGUGAGGUUCAGUGUCCUCACGACCGAAUAUUUAAAAUCCUCAUCAUUGGAGCUUCUGGAAGUGGGAAGAGCACAGCUGGAAAUAUUCUUCUUGGGAAGGACCACUUUCAAGUGUCAAACGCUAAUCCUUUCAUUGCCGAAUCAGUGGCAGCGAUGAUUGGAGAAAAUGACAGGGAAGACAGACAUUUACUGGUUUUAGACACGCCUGACAUCUGUAGUUCAGAGGUAAACAACGACGAUAAAGCGAAAAGUGAACUAGAAAGAUGGCUAAACAUGUGUCCAGACCCUCACCUCAUCCUGUUCACCAUUCGCUACAGUCCCGCGGACCUCAAUGACGCUGUACGGAGGUUCACUAGAGUCAAGGGUCUGUGGGACGAGGACUUUAUUAGGCAGAGGCUCGUGGUGCUCUUCACAUUCGGAGAUGAAAAAGCACCGAGUGAAGAGGAACUCCAGAACACUUCUCAUGCAGGUUUACAGGAGAUUCUAGACUACGCCGGCCAUCGCUACGUCAUCUUUGACCCCACACUCAGGGUCAGCGAGCAACAGAAGCGUGUCGACCAGGUGUUGUGCUACCUUGAUGAGUUAAUAGCACACUUCUCGCUGACCCCACGCCGGAGCCUGAAGAUUAGGAGUACAGUCGCUGCUGAUCCGGGUCACGACCGAUCUGGAAUGCAGAAGGUUUGUGUCCUAUUAGUGGGAAAGACCGGAAGUGGAAAGAGUUAUUUAGGAAACAUACUUUUAGGCAGCAAGUUCUUCAAGGAUACAAGCGGGUUGUUCCGAUAUACACAGAAAUGUCAACAUGGAGAAGCGUCAUUUGGUGGAACAAAACUGACUGUAAUAGACACACCUGGCGUGUGCGACAUUAUCGACACAGAAAAUGACAUUUUUAAGAAGAUACUUAAAGAAGUGGCGACAAUCUGUUCAGGACCUCACGUUGUCAUCUAUGUGAUUGCAUGCGACCGCCGAUUCACCCUGCAAGACUAUUACUGCUUCGAGAGGCUGGAGAAAUCUUUUGGAGAGAACAUCCUACCGUUUCUCAUGAUAGUCUUCACUGGAGGUGACCAGCUGACAGAUCCCGGAGCUGAGAUGACGCAGGCGCUAGAGAAGUCGAUUACGAAAUCCCGCAAGGAGCUGAAAAAAAUGCUUGAGAAGGUGUCUAACCGAUACUGUGUUGUGGGCCGUGGGGUGUCACCCGAAGAGAGAAACUAUCAUGCAAAGGUUGUCCUCGAUAUGAUUCUAGAUUCUGUAGUUAAACCAAAUGCUGGAGCUUAUUUCUCGAGUGACCUGAGCAUCGGAAUGGAGGAGCUUCGUAUAAUAAUACUCGGCAAGACCGGGUGUGGAAAGAGUUCUCUAGGAAACACACUCUUAAGCAGCAAGGUGUUUGAAGAACAAACUGGAAUUAACUCCAUGACAUCCAGAAGUCAAUUUGCAGGAACGCACGUUAACGGAAAAAAUGUGACUGUGAUAGACACCCCUGGUUUGUGGGACACCAGACAACGGGAAGAGACAGCUCUACAGGAAAUAUUCAAGACCACAGUUCUUUGCUGUCCAGGACCUCACGUCGUCAUCAUCGUAUUUCGAUGUGAUGUUCGCUUCACCCAGGAAGAGUAUCAGAGUGUGAAGACACUGGAGAGUUUUUUUGGAGAAAGCAUUCGUCCUUUUCUCAUCAUAGUCUUCACUGCCGGAGACCGUCUCGGAGCGACACCGGACAAGAUGAAGCAAGCCCUAGACAGGCAAAUUGAGCAUGCCAAGGAGAUGAAGGAACUCCUACAGCACGUGUCCAACAGAUAUUGUGUUGUGAGCAAUGCGGGGUCACCUGAACAAAGGAAACAGAGUGCAAAGGCUGUCUUCGAUCUGAUUCUAGAUAAUGUGAUCAGACCAAACGAAGGAAAAUAUUUUACAAACGACAUGAUCAAAAUAAUGAACAAGGAAGUGGAGACAAUCGUUCUUCAUCUUCAAAAAGUCUUUAAGGUGUCAAAAUAUGAGGCUAUUGACAUUUUCAGGACACGUGUAAUUUGCGAAGGGGGAACUGAGAUUGUAAAAAAGCUGGCGGCUUACGUAAGGCUAUUUGCUCGAAGAGAAGCAAUUAAAAUGAUGUUUCGUAAAUUUAGAUGUUCCAUCAUGUAGUAGGCACCAGUAAAACAUUGACGAGAAGACGGCUGCUGCAUGUGAAGACACGAGGGAACAAUACAUUUCUAGUAAAUUUGUGAAUUAAUGGCUGUAUUUAUGUAUUUGAAUCGAAGAUCCCUCUUUGCCUUUUACAAAUAAAACUAAUUUGAUUUUCAUCAUUUUUAGCUAUUUCCAUUGGAGCUAGAGAUUGUUUCAUUAUAACAGAACUCUUUUAUCAAUAACAGAGACAUUUAUUACUGAAAAAGGAUAGGAAAGAGAUCAACUCUUUAUUCCAUACUCAUGUUCUAAUCGAAUUCGUAUUUACAUAGAUACCACUGCAGUUAUGUUUCUGUUUGCUACUCUACAGUGGUUGUUUUUGUUAUUCUAUCAGCAGAAAUAGCUUUGUAAUACAUGUAUUUUCAUUAAAGUAAACAAUAGUCAUAUUGUCAGCGCCGUUAUGUACAAGGUACUCCCUCAAAUAGUGGGUCGGUGUCCGUAUAUUUAUGUUGCUGUCUUUAUGUAUGUAUGUGAAUAUGUGUGUUCCUGUGUGUGUACGUGCGUGUGUGUGUGCAUUUAUGUCACUGUCUUUGUAGUCUUUGUAUGUGUGUGUGAGAGAGAGAAAGAAUGAUCAUUCCAAGGGCACGUGAUGGAAGGUUAAGUACAUCAGCUGCACCACAUCAUUCAUGAUCAUGAAAAAAUAUUGUCUGUCUCUGCUCACAACUGUUUCUGAUUUUAUUUCUGUUUAUCAGUUUCAUAAUAAUGACAUGAUCCUUCGCUGCAUCAUAUGCACUGCAAACAUUGCUGUUCAUUUUAUUCUCUUUGUCAAAUACCGGAUUUGUUUAAUUAUUAUUUGCAAGCUACGAUUUUUAUCUUUGUACUCUAAUAGUUUUUGUAUUUUAGGCCUGAAAAUUCAAUGGCCACACCAAUCGAAUUUGAUUAAGAGAAAUUUGUGGUGUUUUCAAUGAUUAUUCAAAUUGUGUCUGGUAGACUAAUAAUAUCUACCAAUCAUAUUUGAGUAAGUGAGAUCAAUGCUGUAUUUACUAUGUACAUUUAGAGAUUUUGAACUUGAUGACAAUUUGUGAGCAUGCAAAAUAAAACGUGUCUGUCAAUGCUAAUUGUAAAUUUGAUAUCACCAGUUGCAUUCUAUGUACUAACAGUUGUUACGGGUUUUGAUAAGCGAAAUCUGUUUAUCUGAGCACGAGGUAUGUUUUUCUACUUGAUGUAAGCAGUUGUUCUCUUUUACAAACAAGUCAACAAAACCGAGUCUCGUGCUUUCCUUCCAUGUCCCCCUCGAAUUUUCAAAAGUGAAUGUAGAGUUACUUGCUAAUCUUGCAAAAUGCGAUUCUAAUGUUCGUACUUCCAGCUCAAAAGUUCUAGGGGAUUCAUUUGGGUAUAUAAGGAAGACACUUACAUAUGCAAUGCAAGUCUUGUAACAGGCUCUAUUCAUUGUCUUAUAAAGAUGACUGGUUUUUCAAAAUAUCUAUCACAAAACUGACAAUUUACAAAAUACUUUUUGGGCAGUUAAUUUAUUUUAUUAAAAAAAAGUAUUUACUGGUGGUCAGUAUUAUUCUAAAUGGAAAUGCCCUCAAUCGUAAAAUUCAUCUACAGAUAGGCCUCUAUUUUCAUCGAUCUUGUUCUGAUCGAUACCUAAAACUAAAAGACAAAGUCACGCAAAUAUGAAUGAAUGUCCUCAUACAACAGGUAUCAUCAUAAAUUUAGUAAAGUAGAGAAAUUUAUAUAAAAUGAAUUCUUUAAUGAAGAAAGCGUACAUUUUUUGCAACCAAUCUAACUACAACACUUUCCUUGCAUUGAUCAUAGCAUUCUUUUCAUCCUAGGACUGUUUGUGUAUAUAUUUUGUAUACUUUGCUCUCAAAUUAAAAUGUCUCAAAAGCAAAGAUUAAGCAGUUCUUAUCGAUUAUUUACAAAAAAAGUAUAAAAAUCUGGUAAAGUUCUUUCUCUAACAACCUUUUUUAGUCCCUCGUUCUUGUGUUACAUGUGCAACAAGGGACAAAAUCUCUUCUUUCACAUUUUACCUCCCCUGAUCAGUCAAGUAGCAUCUCAUUAAUUAUAGACCCCAGCAAACCCAUUUACCUUCUUCUUCCUCGAGUUUGUUGCAAAACUUUUAACAACAGUUUUUCACAUAAGGUAGCUGUGCGGUAAAUUUGUUUUGGUCUUUGUCGUGAUCUGUACAACAUUUUUGCUUACACGCUGGUCCCCACAAUAGCCAUGUUUCACAAAGUAUUAAAUAAAAUAUAAAAGCAA